GCUUCAAUAUGUCUGUCCUCCACAGAGCCAAGCCAUCUUCUUCCAUGGGAAUGAAACCUCCUCGAGGAAAGCUUCCAUUACCUCUCUCCGUCAUUAUCCUAGUAGUCUGCGCUUUUGCUUUCCUCCUUCUUUUGUAUACUGAAAGGAUUAGUUCUCUUUCUUCCACCAACAUCUUCAGGUUUAAGCCCUGUGCUAACAGAAACCAUGCAAAAUCACACAAGUCCAGAAAAGAAAAGGGAGCCAUGGAAAAUAAUCCAAUCAACUACGAAACAGAUGACAGGUUCGAGUUUGAUCCAAAUGAAUGCAGCGUUGCUCAUGGAAAGUGGGUAUUUAACAGUUCAUUUGAGCCUUUGUACUCAGACAAGACCUGCCCUUAUCUCGACCCUCAAUUUUCUUGCGUCACAAAUGGACGGCCAGAUUCUGACUACCGUCACUGGGAAUGGCAGCCAGAUGAUUGUAUCUUGCCAAGGUUUAAUCCUAAAAUUGCCCUUCGGAAACUUCAAGGAAAGAGGCUAAUGUUUGUAGGGGAUUCGCUGCAAAGAGGUCAAUGGG
Molecule: messenger RNA, 552 nt
Organism: Ilex paraguariensis (yerba mate)
Lineage: Eukaryota; Viridiplantae; Streptophyta; Magnoliopsida; Aquifoliales; Aquifoliaceae
Source: the annotation of a GenBank genome assembly